Molecule: messenger RNA, 3723 nt
Organism: Melanaphis sacchari
Lineage: Eukaryota; Metazoa; Arthropoda; Insecta; Hemiptera; Aphididae
Product: centrosomal protein of 131 kDa-like
Exons: 15
Coding region: 410-3412 (1000 amino acids)
Biological process (GO): regulation of centrosome duplication; cilium assembly; intraciliary transport involved in cilium assembly
Cellular component (GO): centriolar satellite
Source: RefSeq, a predicted model, not a curated record
GACCGAUCGAAUUCAAUAUAUGGUAUAUCGUUCCCAAGCACUGUUUGAUGACGAAUCGUGUGUGGAAAAACAUACACAUACAUUAAUGUAAAGGGACAUCGCUUACUAUUAAGUGUUCAGUGUUGCGUUGCUUGGAAACCGUUUUGUUGUAGGUGUUGUGUGGACGAGAUACGGGUUGCAACUUUCGGGUAUAAUGUGGUAUAGGCCUCGAAUUUUAUUCGGAGUUCUCUGUACGUGAAUAAUAGUCGUGUAUCGCGACAUCUACGAAAAUCGGAUUAUUGACCACACGUCGCUAUAAUUAUAUCAUUAAUUUAUUAUAAUCUAUAUAAUUAAUUAUUUUAUGUUCAACGCGGUUAUUGCAGCGGCUUGAUGUUUACGAUAAGUUUUUAUUGUUAACGAGUUAGUUAAAAUGUCCAAUUUUAAAAAGAAAUCAAAGGCCAAUAAGCACAUUGUGACGUCUACGGGACUAUCAUUGCAAGGUUCUCAAAUUAAUCUUUCAACCCGUCUAUCGAAUUUAAACAUAUCAAAUCCUUUGCAUUAUUUGUAUAACGAAAACGUUGAUACUCCAUCCCGUGGAAGGCCGAUGUCUGCACUGACACUGAGUGCUACAAAUCAGGAAUCACCACGUAGGACAAGACUAGUCAGACGUCCCCAGUCUGCAGAUACAAUAAACAAGAUUACAAAAAGCCGACACAUUUCGUUUGAUUUCAACGAUCAAAAGAUUGACACGGAUAUUGGAAAUCACGAAGAUCGGCAGGAGAACGCGUUUGACGAAUCGGACGGGGCCGAACUGUCGUCGUCGAGCGACGGUCAUUCGACGCCCGUUCCCCCAAACGACGGCAGUGGUGGUGGUGGAAGCGGUGGCGGUGAUGGCGAUGGACAGCCAGCGCUCGAACCAGGCUUAACUUCCAAGCCACCCAUACCACCCGGAGGUAGCGAUGCGCACGUAUCGGAAACGUUCGGCCGGGCGGCAAACGGUUCUACGGCGACAUUCGACGAUGCAGUGGAACUCAAAUUCCAGCGCUGGUUCCCUAACUCGGCACCGGUUCUAGUUCCUGCACCAAUGCCCACCACUGACGUAUGUGUAGGAAGCGUGGCCAGUGAUAGCGUUACUGAUGGCCGGACCGUUGCGUACGCGAAGAGUGGUCGCGGUCAACUGGACGAGGAACACCUUUACUCGAACCUGAGUGCGGCUAUCGGUAGUGCUGGCGACAGAUUCGGCGGGUCGGUGUCCGUGGACUUGUCCGGGGCGCUACGUGGUGCCAACAUGGAUGGCAGUGACCGAGGCCGAACGCGGUCCACCACAAAGCUGAAGAACAAGGUAAAGAAGAAAAUCGUACCGGUAGCGACGCCGGCGGUCGGUCACAGAGCUAAACACACAAGGGAUGCGAUAAAAUCAAAGUCCGUCGCGUCCGUAGCUGUACAGCCGGUCGAAGCGGUGGUGCCUCGGAACGAACAACUCCCGGAAAGACAGCCGGAAACGAAGAGAGACCGUUCGAAGAACGCUGACCGUUCACCGGUGCAAGAUUACGCGAGGGAAGACGUGGUCUCGUGGAUGUCUAGUCACCUGCAAAGGCCGUGCACGCCGUCCGACUUUGACGGCGAUACACUCGAUGCGUUUACCAAAGAAAAACACAAGACGUCGACGUACGACGAGAUCGUUAAUAUUCUUAAAGAACUCGAGUCUGAAAAUAACGAUAUCGACAUGAAUGUCAGGAAAAGUGGUGUUACAGAUAAUAAUAAACAUCAAACAUUAGUACCAGAAUCUUCGUCUAGUUCAAAGGCAUUAUGGUCAUUUUUAGAUGAGGUAGAGAAAAAUUCGAAUUGUCCAUCUUUUUCCAAAUCACCUAAACACAAAUCACCCGUUAACUUGCCAAAUACUCCACCAUCAUCACCAGGUAAAAGAAUUGUAGAUGUAAAAAAGGGAAAUCUCCAACAAGUUAUGGAUCUUGACAAAGCAGAAUUGGCUCAGAAAGUAGCUAUGCUAAAAAUACAAUUAUCAGAAAAAGAGGAUAUAACUGAAAAAUUAAAAACUAAUAUAUCUGAACUACAAGCGGAACACGCUAAAACUAAAUCUGAAUAUGAAUCCACUGUAAUGAGACACCAAAAGUUCAUCGAUAAAUUAUUGAACGAGAAAAAACAACUAAGUGAAAGUUGUUCUUUAACUGUAAAAGAACUGACCAAAAAAAUGAAUGAUGCACUUACGAGCCAAGAAGAACGACAUAGAGUUGAAUUAAAAAAAGCUAUUGACAAACAGACAGCAUCUGAAAAAAUUAAAAAAGAUCGAUGGGUUGAUCUUAAAACAAAAAAAAUUAAAGAGAUGACUAUUAAAGGCAUUGAACCUGAACUUAAUAGAAUGUCCGUAGCGUAUCAAGAAGAAUUGUCAGAACUUCGAAGAAUUCAUCAAUCACAAAUUGAAGAGAUCGAAGCAACAUGGCAUCGGAGGAUGGCUACCAUGAGGGAUAAAAUGGAUGCAGAACGCGAACAAGCAAUUGUGACUGAAAGAGAAAAUUCAAGAAACCGUUUGGAAAUGGAAAUUGCUGAGCUUGAAAAGAGUUAUCAAGAUCAACGUAAACGACUAUUAGGUGAAAUUCACGCAGAAAGAUUACGUCAAGAAAGAGAAAAUGAAGUAACACUAAUGGAAAAGCAAAAAAUCCUUGAACAAAAGUUUGAAAAAUUGGUUUUAGAGAUGCAGGAGAAGAUUAAUAAAAAAGAGCAAGAGUUUCAAAACGAGUUAAAAACAAUACGAGAAACUUGUGAAACAGAAAAAACUAAAUGGAUACAACAUCAAACGUCUAUAUUAAUAGAUAAAGAAAGUAACAUCAAAGAAAUGUGCAAAAAAGAACGAGAUAAGCAUAUUGAAUUGGUUGUUCAAAAAUUAGAAAACGAAGCUUCUGAAAGAGAAAAAAGUUCAGAAAUGAAAAUAAAACGAAUAAAAUCUGAGUACGAGGCAGACAUUCGUGAAUUAGAAAAUACCAUAUCUGGCCAUCGUAUGAAAUUAAACGAAGCUCGUACCAAAGCACAAGAGUAUGAAGAUAAAAUAGCAAAUCUCACAAGUGAAUUGAAUAAGUGUAAUGUUGAACAAAUACGAUUACAAGAGUUGGUUUCAAAACUAAAAAAUGACCUUGAUGAAAAAGAAAAUAUAAUAAAAGACGAGGCUGUCACUAAAAUCGGAAUAUUAAAGACAGAAUUAAUUCAAUCGAAAUUGAAUUUUGAAACUAAAAUGAAAACUAUUGAAAAUGAAAAAGAAAAGGAAAUAAAUCACGUUUACGUUCGGGUAAAAGAAGCAAUUAAACGAAAAGAUGAAACAAUUAAUAUAUUAAAAAGUGAACGAAAUGCUGCCUUAGAUCAGUGUAGUAAUAUGGAAAGACUUUUGGAUCGACAGAGAAAAGAACUUUUGAAGCUCAAAUAAUUUAAUUAUUGCUAAAGUUAAAUUAACUCCUUAUUUUCAUUUUUUUUUUUUUUUUUUUUUAUAGUUAUACGAAUUAUUUUUGAAAAGUAUAAAAUAAUGAUAUUGGAGUCUAUGUAAUGAAUACACAUUUUGCUGUAUCAUCAUAUUUAUAAUAAUAAACACUAGUUUUUACUAUUAUCUAUACUCGUAUAAAGAAAAUGUUGGUACAGGCAUUGGUAAUAACCAGUCAGGUUAGUUAGUUUAUACGGUAUUUUCAAUUAAAGUAAAUUAUAAUUUGUUUUUAAUAUUGUUCAUUCUUAUCCAUACAAAUC